AGUCGUGUUUCUGCCGAAAUGAAAGUGAAAUCUUAACUCGCAUCAGUCCAGAGCUUCUGAAACUCUCUUUCAUGGUCUUUAAUGCCUGUAUGACGAGUGUUCGGACAAACACAAGUGCUCUGACUGAGAAAACAACACCUGCUUCAACAUGCCUACUGCAUCUACACGCUUACGAGAUGUUCACGAACUGACCUCUCCGUAUAAGAGCUUACAUGACAAUUAUGUGUCCAAUACAAGGAAAUCAAAGUGCUCAUCAUCUGCCCUGUUGGCCACUGGAGGUUUGAUCGUUUUAGGGGUUUUAUUGGCCAUAGUGGUAAUAGAGAAAUUAAAGAACGAAGAUCAAAUCAAUGAGGAUUUGAGUCCCCAUCAUCACACUCCGACAUGCUGUAAUGAUACCAUCCCGAAUCAGCAGAGCAGCAUUGUUCUUGUUGAGAGUUUUCCUCUCGGUAUGGAUUACGGGAGAAACGCCUCCGCUGGGAAAAGCCUGUAUGAAGCCUGGAAGCAUCUUCUGUCUUUGGCCACCAAAGAAAUCGCCGUGGCGUCUUUCUACUGGUCUCUCACGGCCGAAGACAUCAACGUGAACUCCACCACUGACAGAGCUGGCAGAGACAUCUUAGAAGAGUUCAGAGCGUUACCGUCUAGAAACGUGUCCGUGCGAGUGGUGACCAGCAUCCCCACUGUGGCUCACAAUUCAACAGACUUACAAGUCCUGAAAGAAAACGGAAUACAGAUACGGCGAGUGAACUUCGGCCGCUUGACUAAAGGAAUUCUUCACACUAAAUUCUGGAUUGUGGACAGGAAACACAUUUACAUCGGCAGCGCCAACAUGGACUGGAGAGCUUUAACGCAGGUCAAAGAGCUCGGCGUGGUGAUCUAUAACUCCAGCGGUUUGGCUGCUGACCUGCACAAGAUCUUCCAGUCGUACUGGGUCAUGGGUCGGUCCAACGCAUCCAUCCCAGAUCCGUGGCCGUCCACCUACGACACCUUCAUCAAUGAGGAGCGUCCGCUGCUGCUCAACCUCAGCGGUGUAGCCAGUCAAGUUUACAUCACGGCCUCUCCACCUGCGUUCUGUCCGGACUCUCGCACCCAAGACCUUGACGCCAUCCUGUCGGCCAUCAGAGGAGCGCAAGAUUUCAUACAUGUGUCGGUCAUGGAGUAUUAUCCCGCUUCUAAGUUCUUUCAUCAUCACGGAUACUGGCCGGUCAUUGAAGACGCUCUCAAGCGUUCAGCCUUCGAGAGGAACGUGUCCGUGUGUCUGUUGGUCAGUUGUGGCCAAGAAACUGACCCGUCCAUAUGGCCCUUCCUCCGGUCAUUAGAUGCUCUUCAUUCCCCGUCUAACAACAUUAACAUCGCAGUGAGGCUGUUUAUUAUUCCAGCGGGAAACCAGUCGCACAUCCCCUAUACCAGAGUCAACCACAACAAAUAUAUGGUGACCGAUAAAGUGGCGUAUGUAGGCACGUCUAAUUGGUCAGCUGACUACUUCAACUCCACUGCCGGAGUGGGUUUAGUGGUUUCCCAGGAUGCUUUGCCUUCUGCGUCGCCGGGAAACACAUUCCAGCAGCAGCUGAGUGCAGUAUUCGACAGAGACUGGAACUCACAGUUCGCCGUUCCACUCGCUGAGCUCAAGCAAAACCAUGACUGUGUUUUCUCCAAAUCCACACCAUAGACACUUCAUCAACAAACAUUCAACGUGUUCAAUUCUAUUAUGCAUGAAACGUGAAGUAUAAAUGUCAUAUAUCUCAUAUAUGUUUUAAACUAUUGUAUGGAAGCCCAUUUCCGCCACUAAAAAAAAAAAAAAGC
Molecule: messenger RNA, 1800 nt
Organism: Megalobrama amblycephala (Wuchang bream)
Lineage: Eukaryota; Metazoa; Chordata; Actinopteri; Cypriniformes; Xenocyprididae
Product: 5'-3' exonuclease PLD4
Exons: 12
Coding region: 149-1666 (505 amino acids)
Molecular function (GO): catalytic activity
Source: RefSeq, a predicted model, not a curated record